Closterium sp. Naga37s-1 is the source of this 1212-nucleotide messenger RNA. NCBI's taxonomy places the organism in Eukaryota, Viridiplantae, Streptophyta, Zygnematophyceae, Desmidiales, Closteriaceae. The record is from the annotation of a GenBank genome assembly.
AUGGUGAUUGCUGGCGACUCGUGGCCAUUGCCAAGGCCCGCUGCCUCUGCGUCAGAGGCGAGCGGAAGGUCACCGCCGGUGUCUGCCUCGGGGAGUGUUGCAAUGAAGCCGCCAGUCCCCCCUGCCCCGGAACUAGCCCCCUUGGCCGCUGGUUGCCCUGCGCCUCUGGCUCCGGGCCUCGUGUCGUGUGAGGCGCAGGCUGCUCCUGACCCUCCUGCACUCUCUGCUCCUGCUGUUGCGCCGCCUGUCCCUGUGAACCCUGCGGCACGGACUGCCGCUGCUGAUCCUGCUCCACCAGAUGCCCCCGUUCUUGACGCCCCGAUUGUCGCCGCUGCCCCUGCUGGCGCCGUGGCGUCGCAACCGGUGGUGUCCGCCACCACUGACGGCCCGGGCCAGGUAGCGGUCUCUGUUGCUCCCGCCCCUCCGACUGUGCCACCGCCCGUGCAGACCCCGGAUGUCCAGGCGGGGUAUGAUCGGCCGGUGUCGAUGGCCGAUCUGCAGCGAGCUGUUUCUGCUGCUGUGCGCGAGGAGCGAAACGGGCAGGCGAGCCAGAGCAAUUCGCCUCGCGUCGCUCCAACGCAUGCGUCCCUUCCUCCAGCUGCGCCCUAUGCGCCGGCGCCUUCUCUUCUCCAAUCGGCCGUUCCUCCUCCUCAUGCUCCCUCUGCAUCUGCUGCUGCUCUUGGGAACCGUAUGCGCCUGCCGUGGGUUCCUCCUGUGGCGGGUAUGGAGUUUGUGACCGCGGCAGGGGGACCUGUGACGGGUCAGUAUCCAUCUCUGCUGCCCGUCACUCCUGCUCAGCCGGCUGCUGCGCUACCUCAGCAGUCGCUGAUGGGGCCCUCUCCUUCCGCUGUGGUGCCGGAGGCGUCUCUGGGGCAGCUGUGGCGCCUCUCUGAGGGCCUGCGGGCUGUUCACCUGAUUCAGGUGUAUGGUCACGCGGCUCUCGCCCAGGGUGUUCCUCUGGAGAGUGGCCAUCGGGACGAGUGCCUAGAUGCCGCUGAUCGGCUGGGCGAGCUCCUGGCGCCCAUGUUGGCUGCGCCCGCGCGGGGUGGAGUUGCGGGCGUUGGACAGCUUGGGACGGCAGUCCGUGGUCUGCGCCGGUUUUUGCGCGCAGGGACUGCAGUCGACUUGAUCGGCGCAACCACAGUGGUGGUGCACGAGCUUCAUCGCUCUCUGACGGGUCUUCUCGCUGUUCUUGACGCGGAUCAGAUGUAG